CGUCCCACGCAUGUGUUUGUGGAGCCGAGCGAGGUGCCCGCGUGUGGUCUGCUUCGCCAUCCACUCCUGCUACUCAGCACACUGCACACACCCCAGCUCGAUCGUCCCACCGUCCCCUCCUUCCUCCGGCGAGAUGCUCCUCUCGGAGCUCCCGACUCCACCCCGCCCAUGGCGCCCCCGCGUUCGAGAAGCCCAUUCCGCUCGCCCUCGCCACCUCCCUCUCCCCGGCUCCCACACCGCGGCCUUACCGAGAAGGCGCCACCUCCUCCUGUCCCCUUCCGCGACUCCGUCCGACGACCCCGCGCUCCCUCCGGCGAGGCGACCGUCCCGCCCGAAGAGGGCGUCGGGUGAGGGCGAGGGGUGGAUGAAGAAGGCGGUGCCGCCCGCGCCCGUCACGCGCGGGCUCUCCAGCCCCGUCCCCGAGGAGCCGCUGUCGCCGCUCCGGUGGACGGCCGGGCGGCAGGCGCGCGCCGCGUGGCGGAAGGCGACGUCGUUGGUGCCCAGGAGGGCCAGGAGCGUCAUCCUGCUCAACCUGCUCGUCCUCAUAUUUGCAAGCAACAUUUCUAUUGUCAAAGAAGCACAGACUAUGUUGGAUCCUGACCUUUUCAAUAUCAUACGCUUCACUAUUGCGGCCAUUCCUUUUGUGCCAUUCUUGUUGAAGUCACUCAGAGACAUGCAAGUUGUUCUUAGGGGCGUAGAGCUGGGGGUUUGGGUAACCUUGGCCUACCUCACUCAAUCUAUUGGGUUAGUUACAGCUGAUGCUGGCCGUGCAUCUUUCAUAUCCGCCCUCACAGUGAUCAUUGUUCCUUUCUUGGAUGGUAUUCUUGGAGCAGAAAUACCUGCAUAUACAUGGCUUGGAGCAUUUUUAUCAGUUCUCGGGGUUGGUAUUCUGGAGUUAAGUGGUUCUCCACCAUGUGUUGGUGAUCUUCUGACCCUCCUUAGUGCCUUUUGUUUUGGAAUUCACAUGCUCAGAACCGAGCAUAUUUCCAGGAAAAUGAAGAAAGAAAAUUUCCUACCGCUUGUUGGAUGUCAGGUGGUUGUCGUAGCUGUUGUGUCGGCAGUCUCGUUCAUUGUUAAAUGCUUCCUCCAGAAUGUGGUACCCUGGAAUUUAAAAUCAGGGACACCAACAGAGUUAUUCAGUAUGAUGUCAUCGUUUCCUUGGCUAGCAAUACUAUACACAGGCAUAAUCGCAACAACCUUUUGUUUAUGGGCAGAGAUCGUUGCUAUGCGUGAUGUAUCAGCUACAGAAACUGCAAUAAUUUAUGGUCUGGAACCAGUAUGGGGUGCUACUUUCGCAUGGGCAAUUCAUGGCGAGAGAUGGGGCAUUACUGGACUUAUUGGAGCUAUCUUCAUCAUAGCUGGUAGCUUGAUGGUUCAGGUACUGGGGUCAUUUCUUGAUAUUGAUGUAUCAGAGGACAGUUACCAGAUGAACAACUGAUACAUAAAUUGCAAAAAUACGAGGAUUUCACAUGAUAUGAUCAGUUGAUCACUACUGCGAAGUAAUACGCCAAGUAGUUAGCAUGACACUGCAACAAGAUCUAACUACAAUUAUGGCCAGUUGCACAAGGAAUGGAAAGCUCACUAGGCUGACAAAAAUAGGGGUGGCGUGGCUCACUGGUGGCCUGAGCAACUGAUGAAAACAAACUGUGGUGCCUCGUGGCAUGGAGAACACAUCUACAGAAAAUGGUGAUGUGUAUCACUCCACUAAACGCUUAGGGUAGCCUGAUGUAGUAUCAGUAACAGUCUAAAUCCUUCUUUCUCUCAAUGUAAAUCCAUCCACAUGAUGUAGUAUGUAAUAGAUUACUUCAUGCUGACAUGAAACUAGAUUGUACCAACCUUUGUUUUAGUACGUUAUCGUUCAUUGCCAGCUA
This is a messenger RNA of Triticum dicoccoides, 1871 nucleotides long. RefSeq lists its product as uncharacterized. The transcript has 7 exons. Lineage: Eukaryota; Viridiplantae; Streptophyta; Magnoliopsida; Poales; Poaceae. Gene Ontology annotation, cellular component: membrane. The record is from RefSeq and is a predicted model, not a curated record. Bases 11 to 1438 code for a protein of 475 amino acids.